Brassica rapa (field mustard) is the source of this 1432-nucleotide messenger RNA. RefSeq lists its product as uncharacterized. NCBI's taxonomy places the organism in Eukaryota, Viridiplantae, Streptophyta, Magnoliopsida, Brassicales, Brassicaceae. The record is from RefSeq and is a predicted model, not a curated record.
AGUUAUUCCCAUAUUCUAAAAAAAAAAUUCUAAAAUAUAAAUUGACAUUAAAUGUAAUAUAUGAGUUAUUACCAUAUUUUAAAAGGUUUAUUAAAAAUAUAAAAUAACAUUAAAUGCAAUUGUUCAUCUCAUAUUAAGCUAUACGACAUGUCAUCAAUUUCAGUAGCUAUGUCAUAUUUGUUUUGUGAAAUUUAUUGUAUAAAUGACAUGUGGCAAACUCAAUUCGUAAAUAUAGUCUAGGGGAUGUGACCAGAUCUAUAAUUGUUUCAUAAAUUAUUUUUAAACACUAAAUAUGAUUUAGAAAAAUUAAUGUUAACUUAAUCUUUUUAAUCACAAAUUUAAAGUAUUUAUGUAAAUAGUUAUAUUUUAAGGGUAAAUUUAAAUAGUGGUAUCAACUUGGGAUAAAACUGAAAUUCCCAAUAAAAACAAUGUAACAUGAAACUAUUAACAACACUGUUGAUUUGCAAUUUUUUUUAUAUUCAACAUAUUGUGCUUUAUAAAAUGCUAAAUUAUAGUUGUGUCUCAUUAAGGUUUCUAUGGAGCUAAGUUACUUCCGUUAAAUCUCUGGCUCCUAGUGACCGCCGGAUCUAUUGUGCAAGAGUGUUGUUUCGCCAGAUUUGUUUACGUCUUUUUCACCGCUGCGUCUCUAUCAUACUAUGCUGUCUCAAGCAUCGACGGUUCUUCACAAAGCCGGAUUUGUGGCCUUCCCGAUCUCCUCGUCACUGGAACGAUUGUGCAAGAGUGUAGACUCGCCAGAUCUACUAACUACAUCACCGCUGCCUCCGUCACAUUACGCCGUCUCAAGCAUCGACAGUUUUUCACAGAGUCAACUAUGCGACCUUCAAACCGGAGUUGUUGCACGUAGACCUAUCGCCAUAUCAAAUCAGAUAGGACUUCAAACUUUCAAUGUUGCCUACGAUUCUAAAGCUUCUCACCUAAAGUUCUUGCCAUUCAACAUUCCAACUUCUUCUUAUAGCUUGAAGAGAAAAAUCACGGAGAAAAACGAUGACGAGAACGUGGCGUUAAUAUUGGGCGUCACACUAACAAUGUUGAAAACCAGGUGGAGAGAACCUACGCCGUUGCACGAAACUCCGAAACCAACUCCAUGACGAAGAUGUACAGUUUCAUCUCCUGCGAUCUGCUUAACGCAUCUGAGACCAAACAGAAACUGUCACCAUUACAGGACAUCGUGAGUCACGUGGUCCAGCGAGUAUCCACUGGACAGCGACGAGUGCACUACGUGUCUGAGCAAAAAUACAGGUUAGUUUUGACUGUUUACACUCCCAACAAGAAAAAGACAACAUGGCUGAGCAAAAAUACAAGAGAAGAUUCAAGAUUCGAUCUGUUCUCAUUCUAUAGAUACACCAAGCAGCAGUUCAAAAGAAGACCGCACACAGAAGCCGAUCAUGCCCUUAAGAAAAAAAAAACAAAG